AUGUCACCUCAUGUCAGCACAAGUCGAAUCAACGCCAGCGUUCGGCUCGCGCCGGCUGUCGGCAGUUCUUGCCAUCGAAGGUUUGCCAAGAGGGCGGAUUGUGUUGACGAGGCUGAAAAAUGGAAAGUCGAUAGCGCUGGCGUGACUGAAAACAGGUUUGCGAGGCUGAGCCUGGACGCGCCGCGAAGAUAUCACGUGAUGAUGCUCCCGAUCGCUGAGGAGACAAAUGUGGGGUACAUCGUCGAUGUCAUGCCAUUUCUGAAAAUCGCAUCACAACAAGCGCCAACGCGAAACGCUCGUGCGUCUGGCCGUCCGCCCAGCGACAUCAACGGCAGCAAUUGA
Messenger RNA from Parastagonospora nodorum SN15, 342 nucleotides. RefSeq lists its product as hypothetical. Bases 1 to 342 code for a protein of 113 amino acids. The record is from RefSeq and is a predicted model, not a curated record. Lineage: Eukaryota; Fungi; Ascomycota; Dothideomycetes; Pleosporales; Phaeosphaeriaceae. The transcript is spliced from 4 exons.